ACACAAGCUUUAAAGUAAGUGAAUCAUGUGGGCCUCAUUUAUUUUUAAAAGAAACUUCUGAGAAGAGCUUAGAACAAUUUUUUCCCCCCUGAGUGCCAUUUCCCAAAGGUACUCACAAAACAAUAAGGUGUGACUGUAAUGGCUGCACUGAGUUGUCUUUUGGACAGUGUUAGAAGGGACAUAAAGAAGGUGGACCGAGAACUAAGGCAGUUGAGAUGCAUCGACGAAUGCACGCGAUGCCUCUGCGACUUGUACAUGCACCCAUACUGCUGCUGCGACCUGCACCCCUACCCGUACUGCCUGUGCUACUCGAAGCGAGCGCGCUCCUGUGGCCUGUGCGACCUCUAUCCGUGUUGCCUGUGUGACGUCAAGCUUUACUGCCUGCGGCCAUCUCUCAGAAGUUUGGAGAGGAAAGCCAUUAGAGCCAUAGAAGAUGAAAAGAGAGAGCUUGCCAAACUGAGAAGAACAACAAAUAGAAUUCUGGCCUCCUCUUGCUGUAGCAGUAACAUUUUAGGAUCGGUAAACGUGUGCGGCUUUGAACCGGAUCAAGUCAAAGUUCGGGUGAAGGACGGAAAGGUGUGCGUGUCCGCAGAGCGGGAGAACAGGUACGACUGCCUCGGGUCGAAAAAGUACAGCUACAUGAACAUCUGCAAAGAGUUCAGCCUGCCGCCCUGCGUGGACGAGAAAGACGUGACGUACUCCUACGGGCUCGGCAGUUGCGUCAAGAUCGAGUCUCCCUGCUACCCCUGCACCUCUCCCUGCAACCCUUGCAACCCCUGCAGCCCCUGCAGCCCCUGCAGCCCCUGCAACCCCUGCAACCCCUGCAACCCCUGUGACCCUUGCAGCCCCUGCUAUCCCUGCGGGAGUCGCUUUUCCUGUAGGAAGAUGCUUUUGUAAAGCGUAGGAACGCAUGACUUAGUGAAAGGCACCUACUCCAGUCAGGCAGCUCUUCCAGUGUUUCUCUCCCCUCUUCCCGCGGCCCAUGUUAGUUAAGGCGGUAGGAAACUGAAUACAUAACUGCAAUCCA
This is a messenger RNA of Felis catus (domestic cat), 1027 nucleotides long. RefSeq names its product outer dense fiber of sperm tails 1 (gene ODF1). The transcript has 2 exons. NCBI's taxonomy places the organism in Eukaryota, Metazoa, Chordata, Mammalia, Carnivora, Felidae. Gene Ontology annotation, cellular component: outer dense fiber. The record is from RefSeq and is a predicted model, not a curated record. The coding region runs from base 139 to 897 and encodes 252 amino acids.